Molecule: messenger RNA, 1083 nt
Organism: Thlaspi arvense
Lineage: Eukaryota; Viridiplantae; Streptophyta; Magnoliopsida; Brassicales; Brassicaceae
Source: the annotation of a GenBank genome assembly
AUGAAAAUAGUGGAAGUGAGAGAGAGUAAGAAGAAGAAAAAUAUGGGAGGGAAAGGUAUGAUGAUGGUGGCGAUAAUCUGCCUUUGGGCACUCUCAGCGACAUCAGAAGCAGUUGUAACAGAGGAGGAGCCAGGCUUGAUGAUGAACUUCUACCAGGACACGUGUCCUCAAGCCGAAGAUAUCAUCCGUGAACAAGUCAAACUCCUCUACAAACGCCACAAGAACACCGCUUUCUCUUGGCUCCGUAACAUCUUCCAUGACUGCGCCGUCGAGUCAUGCGAUGCGUCGCUUUUGCUGGAUUCGACAAGAAGAGAGCUAGGAGAGAAAGAACACGACAGGAGUUUCGGUCUGAGAAACUUCAGGUACAUCGAGGAGAUCAAGGAAGCUCUCGAAAGGGAGUGUCCUGGUGUUGUCUCAUGUUCUGACAUUCUCGUCUUGUCCGCAAGAGAAGGCAUCGAAGCAGUGGGAGGACCGCAUAUUCCGUUAAAGACAGGGAGGAGAGAUGGACUAAAAAGCAGGACUGAUAUGCUUGAGUCGUAUCUUCCCGACCACAACGAGAGUAUCUCCGUUGUUCUUGAAAAGUUCAAAUCCAUCGGAAUCGACACUCCCGGCCUCGUCGCCCUCCUCGGUACCGUUACUUUUCUCCUUCUUGAUUAUAUCUCCGGGCAAAAACGGUCACACAGCGUGGGAAGAACUCACUGUGUGAAGCUGGUGCACCGUUUGUACCCUGAGGUGGACCCGUCCUUGAACCCGGACCACGUUCCUCACAUGCUGCACAAGUGUCCUGAUUCGAUCCCUGACCCCAAGGCGGUCCAGUACGUGCGUAAUGACCGUGGUACGCCCAUGGUGCUAGACAACAACUACUACCGUAACAUCCUAGACAACAAGGGUUUGCUCCUUGUGGACCACCAGCUAGCACACGACAAACGUACCAGACCAAUUGUUAAAAAGAUGGCUAAGGACCAGGCCUACUUCUUCAAGGAGUUCACUAGAGCGAUCCAGAUCUUGUCCGAGAACAACCCUUUGACUGGUUCCAAGGGUGAGAUCAGGAAGCAAUGCAAUCUCGCCAACAAGAUUCAUUGA